AAGGCUCACUGGCUAAUCAGGACGAACAUGUUAGGCUGUACCUUCCCAAGAUUAGGGUUGGCAAGACUGUCAGAGGGAAGAAGGGUGCAGGCCAAGGGAAAGGGGGUAUAUUGGGCAAGUAAUUCGACAGGGUUUGUAAAUUUUACCCUUUUUAGGGGUUUUGAAGUGGAUUUUAGGGGUAAUUGAUUGGGGGUUGUAAACAUAGGAAUAUAGAACAGGAUUAAACAACUCUCCAGACUAUUUCCACAUUGAAACAUAUAAAACAGAAGGAAUAAAGGAUAACGAUACAUCAGUGUAUGGGGAGUUCCAAGGUCAAUUUAAAUAAUGAAUUCUUGUCACGAUUACAAAAAGAUGAAAAGGGAAUUUAUGAAGAAUCAGAUAUUUCUUCAUUUGCUAAUAGUUUUGGACAGAUGAAGGUUGUUCCUCAAAGAAUGAAGAGGAAACGAUAUGUUAGCCUUGGUCAGGAACUCAAAACGGUUAACCCCAUUCCUUAUGAUGAGAUUCUACAAGAAGAUCAAUCUGAUACAAAGAGUUAUUCCAGGUUCGAAGCUUUCUUGAAAUUUGAACUUGCAGAGAAAGAAGUAGUAGUCAAGAAUAAUAAAUUCAAAAUUGAGUACCAAGAUAAACUCAGAGGCAAGAUGCAUUACUCCAUUCCAGGAGAGUGGAUCAACCUUAAAGGAAAGAUCAAGAACAAGUACUGAGUCAAUAAUUAUGUCAAUAAUAACGAGCCAGUCUUUUUAGCCAAAACUGCAGAAAAAUAGCUUGCCAAAAUCAGUCAAAAGAAAGCUAGAGUCAAGCCUUGAACUGGAGCCUAAAUACGCUUCAUAUUUUCCAUUGUGGCAAAUUCAUCCAGAUUUUUCAAAAUCUCACAAAAAACUUGAAAAAGAGAGGAAUGAGUAUCUUAACAGUAUCGUAAGUCUGCCAAAAUUCCAGAAACAGAAAAAGCUCACUCGGGAUGAUAUAAUAUCUAGUCUUCGUAGAGGGAUCCGUAAGAAAAAGCUCCAGAGUAUUUACUCUAAGAUGCACAAGGCUUUCCACAAGAGGUACUCGUGUCCGAACUCAUGAUUGAAGAGGAGCCCAAUGAAGUAACCUUUUUAGUAAAGUCCUACCAUUUUCCAUAUGAAGUACCCGAUUUUAU
This is a messenger RNA of Moneuplotes crassus, 1138 nucleotides long. The record is from the annotation of a GenBank genome assembly. NCBI's taxonomy places the organism in Eukaryota, Ciliophora, Spirotrichea, Euplotida, Euplotidae.